GCCACAUAGGGUCGUAUAUGAGCUGACAUCUUUGGUGGAUCAAUGGCAGGAGCGGCGUGAUACUCUCAGCUGUUCCACAGGACGGUCUGUCGCUAUUGGUUGAGAACAUAAAGAGGAAGACCCACCUAGUGAUCGUAUUCUGAUUUUACAUCCUAAAACGAUAUUUGAAUCUCCGGGAGUCUAGUUAAACAAGAAGAAAGCAAGGUCGUGCGAUUUUUAAACCAGAAGAGGCAAGAUGGAUGUUUUAAUGAAGGGGUUUUCCAAGGCUAAAGAGGGGAUGGCAGCCGCCGCGGAGAAGACGAAGGAAGGGGUGGCGGUGGCGGCAGAGAAGACUAAGGAGGGGGUGAUGUUUGUAGGUAGCAUGACCAAAGACGGUGUUGCAACUGUGGCUGAAAAGACAAAAGAACAGGCCUCACAGUUAGGUGGUGCUGUCAUCUCUGGUGCUGGAAACAUAGCAGCAGCCACUGGACUGGUGAAGAAAGAGGAUUUCCCAGCUGACAUGAAGCCGGAGGAGCUGGGUCAGGAGGCCAUGGAGGAGAGCAUGGGAGAUCCCAUGAUGGAGGGGGAGUCGUAUGCUGAAACUCCACAGGAGCAGUACCAGGACUAUGAACCAGAAGCAUAAACGGCACAGUCCAGCUUUUGGUUGGCCAGCAGCACAGUAAACAUUAUAAUAAUAAAAGGACAAAUAACAAAACCGUCACCAUAACCCCUGUUGCAAAAAAUGUUUCCCAAGGAUUAUGUUCUUCCUGAAAGAAAAAAGAUCUUUUAAAUGAUAAUAUAUUGUAAUGAUAUAUUGUAAAUGUCACGUUUUUUCUGUAAUGUGUUUGGUCUAGUUCUUCACUGAAGACGUAUUCAGCCAGGUCUCAUUUCCUUGCUUCCCUCCCAAUGAAAUGAGACCUGAGGUUGGUUUGUGCUCCUUUGUGUACUUGUGUUUAUAUCUGUGAUAUCGAUGUUUCUUAUCUUCCAAUAAAAACCCCAGUGGACAGCAAAACUCCAUUUAUAAGUAUAUGAGAAGAGUAAUCCUCUAUAGCUGUGUAAAAUGCCUGUAAGUGGGUUCAUUUUCAUUUAAUAAUUAUACAAGUUGUUCAUUUGAUGUUGCACAUGCUAGAAUUUUAUACAUUGUAUCUUUACAGUUUCUUGUGAAAUCAUUCCAUUGAAGCAUCUGUUACACAUGGAUGAAAAACUAUAUAUGUAUAUAAAUGUAUGUGUGUGUGUGUGUGUGUGUGUGUGUGUGUGUGUGUGUGUACAUGUGUGAUUUUAAUACAGGUUAAAGUUGAUGUAGCUAAAUGUGUUUUAAAGUAAUACUGAGUGUUAGUAAAAUGUGAUUUACAAUGCAAGAACUGUCAGCAUUAUGGUCUAUAUGUCAGGCAAGACAGAGGUAUCAAAUGUAAAUAAUAAAGAUUGAAAACAAUUUGUGUUUUAA
Molecule: messenger RNA, 1423 nt
Organism: Brienomyrus brachyistius
Lineage: Eukaryota; Metazoa; Chordata; Actinopteri; Osteoglossiformes; Mormyridae
Gene: sncb
Product: synuclein, beta
Exons: 6
Coding region: 236-622 (128 amino acids)
Biological process (GO): synapse organization; synaptic vesicle endocytosis; chemical synaptic transmission
Cellular component (GO): axon terminus; cytoplasm; neuronal cell body
Molecular function (GO): cuprous ion binding
Source: RefSeq, a predicted model, not a curated record